AUGGGUCAAUUCACUGUCUCCCACAGGUGUGCACUGAAGAUGUGUGAAGCCACUCUCUUGUCCUGUAUGCUGCUGCUGCUGCUGUAUGCUUCCAGGUGCAUCAAUGCAGCAUGUCCCUUGGUAUGUUCCUGUAGCGAAAGUGAUAGAGAGGUAGACUGCUCCUGGAGAGGACUAAGAACCCUCCCCAGUGGCUUCCAGCUCAACAUCCACUCUCUCAACCUUUCCCACAACCGUCUGGCUGACCUGGACCAUGUCCUGGCCAAUUACACCCACCUCCGCACCUUGGACAUUUCUCACAACCGACUUUCCCACAUGCCUGCCUUGUUGCCCCGCUCACUGUGGGAACUUUACGCCUCAGGCAAUCGCAUCCGCCUUCUGAAAAAGAACGACACAGUGUACCACUGGAACCUGCGUCUACUGGAUUUGUCGGCAAACAGACUAGAGCGUGUUGUAUUCAUCAACAAUACACUACCCAGCUUGCAGGCUCUCAACCUUAGCUGCAACAAGUUCUGGACUGUGCCUACUAACAUGCCCCGAAACUUGGAGAUGGUGGAUCUGUCACACAACACGCUGGUACAGAUCCUGCCUGGGUCACUUGACCGCCUACCCAGACUAUCACGUUUCUACCUACAUGCUAAUCACUUUCCUGCAGUGUGUGAAGGUGCCUUUGAGCAACUUCAUGGAUUAAGACUUGUCACACUAGGAGACAACCCUUGGGCUUGUGAUGACCACUCCAAAAUCAAGUAUCUGCUAGACUGGGCCAAGCACACCUCAGCUCGUGUGCUGGGUUGCCCGUGCCACACAUGGUCAACCUGUGGAGAGUCUCAGCUUGCCAGGGGGACAUCAGGGUGGUACUUUGCCUCCUACACACUUGCUCCACGUAGCAGAAUGGGAUGGGAAUUCAAUCGUCUUCUAUCUGGGGUGACCACCUACUACAGGUCUGAAGAAGUGCUCACUGGCAAUCAGUACACCAGGAAGGCUCCAAAACUCUCGAGUCAUCCAGACAACAACGAGGAAUCUUUUGGGCAUGGUUUUCUUUUGACCUCCACUUCUCAAAGCCUUUCUUCUACAAGCCUGCAUAUGCCAACAGAUACGCCGGUCACCGAGGAUCUCCUCACAACCAGUGGAGUUUCCACUUCAACUACACGCAGGACAACCACUCUUCGCACCAGGAGUGUCAGGAGAACCAAUCAGAAGCUUGGCAGAAAUGCAAGCCCAGAAAACAAAGCUUGGUUUAUGUUCACAGUCUCGCUAAAUGUGCUCUUUCUGAUAACUACUGACCAUGUCGUGUGA
This is a messenger RNA of Neoarius graeffei (lesser salmon catfish), 1293 nucleotides long. Its product is annotated as oligodendrocyte-myelin glycoprotein-like. The coding region runs from base 1 to 1293 and encodes 430 amino acids. Gene Ontology annotation, biological process: neuron projection regeneration. Gene Ontology annotation, molecular function: protein binding. The record is from RefSeq and is a predicted model, not a curated record. Lineage: Eukaryota; Metazoa; Chordata; Actinopteri; Siluriformes; Ariidae. The transcript has a single exon.